CAUCUUCCACCGUUAUUUCCCACAAUUCAAUCACCUUUCUUUCUCUAACUUUAAUUAGGAGCUUCUCAAGCUCCAUUUUCCCAUCUUUUCACUAAUAAUCAGAUAAAAUACAAAAAUAAGAACUAAUGGCGAAAGCAAAACAAUUGGAAGUGCUAAAUGCACUAGAUGUAGCAAAGACGCAAUGGUACCAUUUCACGGCAAUCAUCAUUGCCGGUAUGGGCUUCUUCACGGAUGCCUACGAUCUAUUCUCCAUUUCACUGGUCACCAAAUUGUUAGGCCGUCUCUAUUACACUCACCCGAACCCUACACACCCUGGCACCCUCCCUAUCAAUGUCUCUGCCGCGGUUAAUGGUGUGGCCUUGUGUGGUACCUUAGCCGGCCAACUAUUCUUCGGUUGGUUAGGUGACAAAUUAGGAAGGAAAAAAGUCUACGGUCUUACUUUGGUUAUGAUGGUUUUCGCUUCCUUGGCUUCCGGCCUCUCCUUUGGGCACACCGCCAAGAGUGUCAUGACGACUCUUUGCUUCUUCCGAUUUUGGCUUGGGUUUGGUAUUGGAGGGGACUACCCAUUGUCCGCUACCAUCAUGUCUGAGUAUGCUAACAAAAAGACUAGAGGUGCCUUCAUCGCGGCUGUCUUUGCUAUGCAAGGUGUUGGGAUUCUAGUAAGUGGUGUUGUUUCCCUUAUUGUGUCUUCGGGUUUUGAAGCCCGGUUUAAGCCUCCUAGCUUUGAAGAAGAUCCUGCUGGUUCACUUACCCCGGAAGCCGAUUACAUCUGGAGAGUCAUCUUGAUGUUUGGUGCUUUCCCUGCUGGUGCGACUUACUAUUAUCGUAUGCAAAUGCCUGAGACUGCUAGGUACACGGCCUUGGUUGCGCAGAAUGCUAAGCUAGCUGCAGCAGACAUGUCUAAAGUUCUACAGACAGAUAUUGGUGCCGAUGAAGAUAGGUUAGCAGACAUAGUGAAAGACAAGAAGCAACAAUUCGGUUUAUUCUCAAAGGAAUUUGCAAGAAUUUACGGCCUACGUUUGAUUGGAACCACCACUACCUGGUUCUUACUCGACAUUGCAUUUUACAGCCAAAAUCUCUUCCAAAAAGAUAUUUUCACCUCUAUUGGUUGGAUCCCUAAAGCAAGCAAAAUGAGUGCUAUUAGAGAGGUCUACAAGGUGGCGCGAGCCCAAACCUUGAUCGCUCUCUGUGGAACCGUCCCUGGAUACUGGUUCACUGUCGCCCUAAUCGAUGUCAUAGGGCGAUGGAUCAUCCAACUUAUGGGAUUCCUAAUGAUGACAAUUUUCAUGUUUGCCAUUGCCUUCCCUUACAAUUAUUGGAGUCAAAGGGAGCAUCGUAUUGGGUUCAUUGUUAUGUACGGACUUACUUUCUUCUUUGCCAACUUUGGGCCUAAUGCCACUACUUUCGUGGUACCCGCUGAGGUCUUCCCGGCUAGGUUGAGGUCUACUUGUCAUGGUAUAUCUGCCGCGGCUGGUAAAGCCGGGGCUAUAGUAGGAGCAUUCGGAUUCGUGUACGCUUCCCAAGAGAAGGACCCGGCAAAGAGGGAUGCCGGCUACCCGGCCGGUAUCGGAAAGAAGAACUCGUUGAUUGUUCUUGGUGUGAUUAAUUUCAUUGGUAUGUUGUUUACUUUCUUGGUGCCUGAAGCUAAGGGUUUGUCGUUAGAAGAGGCAGCUAAUGAGAAUCAAGAAGAAGAGGUAACGGAUGAGCGGAACAACAAUGCUAAUGUUUCUUCAGUAUGAUUAUAUUGAGCUUAAAUUAAAAGCUCGAACUUUGAAGUUUUUAUUGUGUCUUUAUUUUUUGGGUUUGUUUAUAAUUAAACACGAAUUUAUGUGAUGUGUUUUUUCUUAAUAUUGUAUAAACUAGUUAAACUAGUUUUUGACCUCGGGUGAUACCCCGUGUUAUCAUAUCUUUGUAUGGAUAACAACAAUUAUAUCCUUUAUAUAAAAUUCAGAAAUUGAUUAAAUUUUCUUAACAA
Messenger RNA from Chenopodium quinoa (quinoa), 1975 nucleotides. Its product is annotated as probable inorganic phosphate transporter 1-3. Bases 126 to 1739 code for a protein of 537 amino acids. Gene Ontology annotation, biological process: transmembrane transport; phosphate ion transport. Gene Ontology annotation, cellular component: membrane. Gene Ontology annotation, molecular function: phosphate transmembrane transporter activity. Lineage: Eukaryota; Viridiplantae; Streptophyta; Magnoliopsida; Caryophyllales; Amaranthaceae. The transcript is spliced from 3 exons. The record is from RefSeq and is a predicted model, not a curated record.